This is a messenger RNA of Lepus europaeus (European hare), 1611 nucleotides long. RefSeq names its product SWIM-type zinc finger 7 associated protein 1 (gene SWSAP1). NCBI's taxonomy places the organism in Eukaryota, Metazoa, Chordata, Mammalia, Lagomorpha, Leporidae. The coding region runs from base 8 to 832 and encodes 274 amino acids. The transcript is spliced from 2 exons. Gene Ontology annotation, biological process: double-strand break repair via homologous recombination. Gene Ontology annotation, cellular component: Shu complex. Gene Ontology annotation, molecular function: single-stranded DNA binding. The record is from RefSeq and is a predicted model, not a curated record.
GCUGCGAAUGGCGGAGGCGCUGAGGCGAGUGCUCAGCCGAAGUAGCGGGGCCGGGCCGGAGGAGGACACGGCUGAGGCCGGACCUCCUUUGCUGCUGCUCGGCGCCCCAGGAUCUGGGAAAACCACGUUGCUCUUCGAGGCAGCCCUAGAGGCGGCGGGAGAGGGCCGGGGCCCCGUCUUCUUCCUGACGCGAAGGCCGCUUCAAAGCCUGCCCCGCGCGACUGGCGCCGCCCUCGAGCCCAUGCGUCUCCAGAAAAUUCGCUUCCAGUACCCGCCUUCCGCCCCGGAGCUCCUCUGGCUCCUCGGCUCCGCCCACGAGGGCCCGGGGCCGGUGCCGGCGCUCCUGCUGCUCGACGGCCUGGAGGAGUACCUGGGGGAGGACCCGGGGGCCCAGGAGGCCGCCCACCUGGCCGCCCUGCUCGUGGACACGGCCGCCCACUUCAGCCACCGGCUGGGGCCCGGCCGGGCGUGCGGGCUGCUCGUGGCCCUGCAGACCCAGGACGAGGGGGACCCCGGGGAGGCCCUGCGGCUGGCCGUGCUGCAGCGCUACCUCCCCGCCCAGUGCUGGCUGCAGCCGGCCGCGCCGGGCCCGGGCGAGCGCUGCCUGCGGGCCUGCCUGGAGCCGGGCGCGCCGGGCCACAGGACGGAGUGGCGGGUGAGCUUCCGCGCGGACGGAGAGAUGACGGCCGCCCCGGCCGCUGCCUGCGGCUCAGACAAAGCUUCCGGCUCCGGAGGCCGGGCCCGAGCCUUGAUGGGCCGCAGCCUCUGCGGGCCGGGGUCUCCCGCGGCUGGCAGGCUCGGCUCGGGGCCGCGUGCAGAGUCGCAGACGUAAAGAGCGUCCGGCGCGUGUUUAGACGGCAGCAGCACCUUGUGCACAGGACAGCCGUCCACGUGUGAUUUCGUUCUCUCUUAUCAAAAGUCGUCUGAUACGGAUCGCCCUCUGCCGCUUGACGUCAUCGCACGCGUCUUGUUACGUCAGCGGGUCCCUGGGUCCUGGGAGCUUUCGCCUGCGUGAGUCACGCUGUAGGGAAAGUGUGCGGACACCUCCCUCUCCCGGGGCGUCCCCAGUGGCCCUCGGUGUCAGCACGGCCCCAUACAGGACAGAGCUCUGCGAGCCAUCCUUGGUGGUGGAGACCAAGCCAGAAGCUCACGAAACGGCAGCCCUCGCCCUGGUUGCACAACUGAACUGCAUUUCCCAGCCUCCCUUGGGCCUAGCUGGGGGUCACAUGACUGUUUCUGGCCAAUAGAAUUUCAGGACAGCGGCCCAUAUCCGGGCCAGAUCCUUAAAAUGGUCCCUGUUGCUCCUCUCCUGUUGCAGUCUCACUUGUUGGCCGAGGAUAGAGAGGACCCAGGAGAGGCCCCCAAGGUGGCCCUAGGGGAAGCGGAAGCCGGAGACCAGAGAGGUCCUCCGCUAUUUGUCUUUUGAAGUCAGUGUGACACAGAGGCGAGAGGGAGCUCCCUCCGCCGGGUCACUCCCCAAAUGACCAGGACAGCCAGGGCCGGGCCAAGCCCAAGCCAGGAGCCCAGCGCUCCAUCCGGGUCUCCCCCACGGGUGCAGGGGCCCAGGCACUGGGGCCAUCAUGGCCGCCUCCCCAGGUGCGCAAGCAGGGA